Molecule: messenger RNA, 408 nt
Organism: Trametes versicolor FP-101664 SS1
Lineage: Eukaryota; Fungi; Basidiomycota; Agaricomycetes; Polyporales; Polyporaceae
Product: histone 3
Exons: 4
Cellular component (GO): nucleosome
Molecular function (GO): protein heterodimerization activity; DNA binding; structural constituent of chromatin
Source: RefSeq, a predicted model, not a curated record
AUGGCCCGUACCAAGCAAACCGCUCGUAAGUCCACUGGUGGCAAGGCCCCCCGCAAGCAGCUCGCCGCCAAGGCUGCUCGCAAGACCGCUCCGGCCGCCGCCGGUGGUGUCAAGAAGCCCCAUCGCUUCCGCCCGGGUACCGUCGCCCUCCGUGAGAUCCGUCGGUACCAGAAGUCCACCGAGCUCCUCAUCCGCAAGCUGCCCUUCCAGCGGUUGGUCCGUGAGAUUGCGCAGGACUUCAAGACGGAUCUCCGUUUCCAGUCCUCCGCCGUCAUGGCCCUGCAGGAGGCUGCUGAGGCCUACCUCGUCUCCCUCUUCGAGGACACCAACCUUGCGGCAAUCCACGCUAAGCGUGUGACUAUCCAACCCAAGGACCUCGCGCUUGCGCGCCGCCUCCGUGGUGAGCGU